AUGGGUAGCUCACCGCUGGCCCCUACACGACCUCUUUUGCGGCGCCAUGCUCGCCUGGUCCUGUUCACCAUCACCCUCGUCCUGCUCAUCCUUUUUCAUUCAUCAACCUUAACCUUCCUGUCUCCUGCGUUCUCUCAAUUCGACUCAUACGAGCUCAACCAUCGCUCCGAAAUCCUUUCCAAAUGUGCCUAUAUACGCGCCAAACCCGGGCCUCCACCCCAUUUCCAUGCACGAACACAGAGUGACCGCUACGCAGAAAACACAAAGCCUGUUCUCGUGCGUAACGCAACUAUCUGGACAGCCGCUAAUGAUGGGCACGAAGUCCUCACUGGCGACCUGCUCAUGCACCGCGGUCUUAUACAAGCCAUCGGCGAUGUUCCUCUUUCAAUGAUUCAGCAGCUCGAGUUGCAGAACAUGAACUUGGAGAUUGUCGAUGCUCAUGGAGCUUGUGUGACCCCUGGCAUUGUAGAUUUGCACUCUCAUAUUGGCGUCGGCAGUGCGCCCGAGCUAGAUGGUGCAGAUGACACGAACUCUUACAAGGCCCCCAUCUUGCCCUGGCUGCGUAGUAUCGACGCCCUCAACACCCAUGAUGCAUCAUACGAACUCGCUAUGGCUGGAGGCGUCACCACCGCACAAAUUCUCCCUGGCAGCGCGGAUAAUAUUGGCGGCCAGGCAUUUAUCAUGAAAUUACGUCCUACAGCUGAGCGCUCACCUUCUUCUAUGCUCCUUGAGCCUCCCUACACCCUCAAUGGCUCUCACUUUGACCACUCUCUCACGCCUCGCUGGCGACAUAUGAAACAUGCAUGCGGUGAAAACCCCUCCAGUGCCUAUGGCAUAACCCGCCUUGACUCUGGGUGGAACUUCCGCGCCGCCUACGACCACGCGAGAAAGUUGCGUGAUGUCCAAGACGAUUUCUGCACCAAAGCAGAGUCUCAUUCCUGGGACGACCUUGCGGGCAAGACGUUUCCUGAAGACCUGCAAUGGGAAUCCCUUGUCGAUGUGCUUCGUGGACGCGUGAAGCUUGCCGUGCACUGCUACGAAGCCGUUGAUCUUGACGGAAUCGUUCGUCUUACAAAUGAGUUCGAGUUUCCAGUAGCAUCGUUCCAUCAUGCUGGAGAAACGUACCUCGUUCCUGAGUUGUUGAAGAAGACGUGGGGAGGCACGCCUGCCAUAGCACUCUUUGCGUCCAACUUCCGGAAGAAACGUGAGGCAUAUCGAGGAUCGGAGUUCGCUCCGCGCAUACUGGCAGAGCACGGAAUUGAUGUUGUCAUAAAGUCUGACCACUCCGUUAUUAACUCCCGUUACCUGCUGCAUGAAGCCGCCCAAGCGCACUACUAUGGCUUGGACUCUGCACUCGCACUCCUCUCUGUCACCUAUACUCCUGCCAAGGCCAUGGGGAUGGGCCAUCGGAUCGGGAUGCUGAAACCAGGAUAUGAUGCGGAUAUUGUAUUUUGGUCCUCCCACCCGCUUUCGCUUGCUUCAACGCCUACCCAGGUUUACAUUGAUGGUAUCCCCCAACUCUCCCUUCACGGCUGCCAUGUCGCUAAAGGGCCCACCACGCCCCCACGCACCCCCAAUUUUGACUCUGAGAAGGUGGCAGCGGUCGUGUACGAGGGUAUCCCCCCUCUUGACCCUCGAAGCGUGAAAGGGGUGUUAUUCGUAAAUGUUUCGGGGCUUUAUAUAAGAGGUGGGGGCUCGAGUGGGGUGGUGCAUGUUUCUGAGCAGGUGGGAUCGGUGGGUGUUGAAGACGGUCGAGUGGUGUGUGUUGGUCAAUGCUGGGAUUUUGCAGAACGGGUUGUCGAUAUCGUGGAUCUUGAAGGUGGCACGAUCACACCUGGACUGACAAGCUUCGGUGCACCGCUGGGGCUCGUAGAGAUAAGGCUGGAGCCAAGUACGAACGACGGAAGUGUUUACAACCCUCUCAAUGGGGAUCUUCCCACCAUAUUGGGUGACACGAUCACGAGAGCACAAGACGGGCUCAUGUUUGAUGGUCAGAACUUGCUACUAGCUUAUCGCGGCGGUGUCACAACGGCCAUCACCGCGCCUUCUGGGACCUUCCUGCAGGGCGUAUCCACUGCAUUCUCUCCUGGAGCUGCGCAUGCCCGAGUGGAAAAUGCAAGCAUUGUCGAUCAAGUCGCAUUGCAUGUGAGUAUAAGCAUGUCUUCAAGCAUAGGUGUGAGUACGCAGGUAGCGGCACUUAGGAAAAUGUUGUAUGGGAAGGGUGGGGAUGAGGUGCUCGGGAGUGUUAGACAGGGUGAAACCAUGCUCGUUGUGGACGUUGAGAGCGCAGACAUAAUGGCGACAUUGCUCCGGCUCAAGGAUGAGUACGAGGCUCACUCCGAGAGGGAGCUUCGUAUGACCUUCGCGGGGGCAACUGAGUCUCAUCUUCUUGCGCACGAGAUUGCGAGGGCAGGUGUGAGCGUGAUCGUCACGCAGAGCAAGCCAUUCCCAUCGACUUGGGAGCAGCGGAGGAUACUCGCUGGCCCGCCGAUCACGCACGAAAGUCUAGUUACUGCGUUAUUAAAGGCUGGCGUCAAUGUGGCCAUUGGUGUUGUUGACGAGAACAACGUGCGGCAUACACGUUUCGAAGUCGGCUGGUCUCUCCUAACAUCCAAUGGCACUAUUGAUCGCACGACAGCUCUCGCACUCGCCACGACAAAUCUCGAGAAAGCGCUUGGAGUGCAGAGGGAGAUGCCUCAGGACCUUGUGGCAUACCGUGGUGGGGAUGUGUUUGAGUUCGAAGCCAAGGUGGUGGGGGUUAUAUCGGAGACAUUGGGGCGGACAGAUCUGUUUGUGUGA
This is a messenger RNA of Suillus bovinus, 2799 nucleotides long. RefSeq lists its product as uncharacterized. Gene Ontology annotation, molecular function: hydrolase activity, acting on carbon-nitrogen (but not peptide) bonds. NCBI's taxonomy places the organism in Eukaryota, Fungi, Basidiomycota, Agaricomycetes, Boletales, Suillaceae. Bases 1 to 2799 code for a protein of 932 amino acids. The transcript is spliced from 15 exons. The record is from RefSeq and is a predicted model, not a curated record.